Molecule: messenger RNA, 2519 nt
Organism: Dunckerocampus dactyliophorus (ringed pipefish)
Lineage: Eukaryota; Metazoa; Chordata; Actinopteri; Syngnathiformes; Syngnathidae
Gene: pla2g12b
Product: phospholipase A2, group XIIB
Exons: 4
Coding region: 667-1674 (335 amino acids)
Biological process (GO): cholesterol homeostasis; triglyceride homeostasis; lipid catabolic process
Cellular component (GO): extracellular region
Molecular function (GO): calcium ion binding; A2-type glycerophospholipase activity
Source: RefSeq, a predicted model, not a curated record
UGAUUGCCUCAAACCACUGCCUGGAACCUGCAAAAAAGGAAAGGAAGUUUGACCUUUUUGCCUCCACAUCAUCUCUUUCAUUUCCAACACUAAAAACAGCAAAGCUAGCGUAAAGUUUUUUAAUGCUGCCUUUCUCCCGCAAGCGUCUGGAAGAUAACGGCAGCGAGGAGUCAUGCAGUUUAUUGUACUUUGGACGAACCUAAUACUUGUUAACUAAACUCAGCUAAGCCUUUAGAAUAGUAACAGUGAAUGUGAUGAAACUGACAUACUUAUUUUUGAACGCUAGAGGGCAGCAGUGGCUCGAGAGAAAACUGCCAUGUUUAUUUCACUGCAAUAUCUGAUUUUCGAUUCGGCAAACGAUUUUACCCAGCAUGUUUUUAUUCACAUUUAAUUCCUGAUAAAUAUAUCGAUAUAUUUUUCUUUAAAAAAUAUUGACAUUUUAUUUUUAGAAUAUGUUUUUUAUGUUACUUUUGGGCUUCGAGGCUCCCUCUAGAGCUGUAAAGUGUCAUUUACACUAAAGUCAGAGUGGUAAACAUGCAUUUGUUGACAAGGAGAGUUGAAUUUUUGAAAGUUCACAGUUAACGUCAGUCAAAUUGGUCUAGAUAAAUGAGUGAUGGCAUCAGCUAUUUGACUCCAGAGAAAAAGAUUAGGGGAAAAUAUUGAUAGAUGGAACUGACCUUUGCCCCGUAUAGAAGCGAGUGCCCUGCUGUCUACUGGAUGCUAAUCACAGGUCAAAGUCUGCUUCCAGUAAGAGCUCACUGUGUGGUUGUCACACACUCACAAUACUCAUCUCACCCUGUUGACAACACGUGUGACAUUCUUCCGACAAUGCUGCUCCGAACUGUUGCUCUUCUCCUCUUAUGUGUGUGGGCUGGUGUGUGCGCUACUUUGGGCAACUACCAGUCCGCAGCACAGGCGAAGGAGGAAGCUCCUGCGGUGGAUCCACAAGACACUCCUGUUGAAGACAUCGUACUAGAUGGGGGACACAACCAGCAACUCUAUGAAGUGGAUCACAAAACACCUGACAAACUUGAGAGUGCCGACGCUCCAGUUGAAAACACACGAAGGCCUCCUGACGGUGUGGAGAUUAACGGUGAAGCCCAGCAGCCUUCUGAGGAGACGGAAGAGAGCAAUGAGAUCAAGCCUGUGCAGACUAAACAGCCCGUGAACACUUCCUGGCCUCGUAACGACAGUAACAGCUGGAGCCUCAACUCAAUUAGGAGCAGUUUUCAGACAAUGCACGGCUACUUUGACUCCUUGGUGGAGCUGGUGGGGGGGCACAAUGGAGUGUGUCAGUACCGCUGCAGAUAUGGGGAUCAUCCUCAGCCCCGUCCUGGCUACAAGCACCAGGAACCUAACGGCUGCAGCUCCUCUAUGGUGGGAUUCCAGCUUGAUCUGGGCAUCCCUGCCAUGACUGAGUGCUGCAACCAGCUUGAUGUGUGCUACGACCACUGUGGCGUGAAUAAGUACGACUGUGACACCAAGUUUCGCUCUUGUCUUCACAACAUUUGCUCCGACCUGAAGAGAAGUCUAGGCUUUGUGUCCAAAGUACAAGCCUGUGAGUCAAUGGCGGACGCCCUGUACAACACAGUGUGGACUCUUGGAUGCCGGCCUUACAUGAACAGCCAGAGGGCAGCAUGUGUGUGUGAGGGAGAAGAGCGGGAUGAACUGUGACACUGAACACUUUGGACAAACAGCUAUCAAAAGAAAAUUACAUUUCAUGAUUGUGGAAUUAGAACAAAUAAGAGUGGAAGAUUAGAUAAUUACAGUAACUACUUUUAUACUCUCUAAAAUGCAUCCCUCGUUCGGCCAGUUGUUAGGCCUGUAUGACUCCAUUAACAUCCAUUUCUUUAUUUGUUAUUUAUGAAUGCAUGUAACCUCAGACUACUAACUCAUACUGUAUAUGUCUUGACAGCAUGUUACAAAUGACCUCAAUAACCUUCAUAUACUGUAAAUGUCACUUACGCUCGUGUCUGUAAAGUGGCAGAGAUGCACUCGGACCUGUCUGUGUGGACUCUCUAGAUCAGGGCUAAAUGCUGAAUAAUGAAAGGAUGCAAGGGCAACUUUGAUAUUUUGUAAGCUAAGCUAAGAAGUUAGAUACUGUAUAUUUCAAGAAAAAAGUGCAUCUCAUCGUUGUGAUGUAAAAGUGUAUUCUUAGUAUGAACUUGCUUUUCGGAAUAUCAUGACUUUAUUCCCAUAAUAUUAGAAUUUUUUCCCCCCAACCUAAUUUUCCAAAAAUUACAACUUUAUUUUGUUUUGUUUGUGCCUCAUGUGAGCACUAAUAUUACAAAAAAUAACAUUUUUUAAAAAUAUUUCAACUCUAUACUACUAAAAUGGUAUUAUUUUUCUUCAUAAUAUUACGAGUGUAUUCCUGUGCAUUCUUUUCUUGUUAGCAUAUGACUUUUUUCUCUUAAUAUUUUGACUUUAUUCUCGGAAAAUUACAGCUUUUUUCAAUGUCUGCUGUUUAUUAUUUUUUUUAUUUUCCAACAAUUUCAACUUUUUCUUUCUUUCAAUUUUCU